This is a messenger RNA of Juglans microcarpa x Juglans regia, 1512 nucleotides long. RefSeq lists its product as uncharacterized. The coding region runs from base 322 to 1089 and encodes 255 amino acids. The record is from RefSeq and is a predicted model, not a curated record. Lineage: Eukaryota; Viridiplantae; Streptophyta; Magnoliopsida; Fagales; Juglandaceae. The transcript has 4 exons.
CUUUCCCCCUCUUUGUUAUACGCAGGUACCGGCCUCAGCUAUUAUACAUACUCUCUCUCUCUCUCUCUAGCGAACGUCUUCGUCUCCACCAUUCCACCUCUACCCGUGUCUGUGUGCUGCCUUGGGGUUUUCUCUUUCUUUUCCUCGAGGAACACCUUGAAAUAUAUGUUGAUGUUCGUGGCUUAAGCCUCAAGAGUUUCACAGAAAAAGUUACGCAGGGAGGAAGGGAAGGGAUCAAGUUAUACAUAUAUAUCGAAAUUAUUGCACGAAGUAUAUAUAUAUAUAGACAGAUAUUCAGACGGAAGGCUUUGUUAUAUGUAAAUGGCCACGGCACCGGUGAAGUCUCAGCCGCUCCACAACUUCUCCCUUCCAUUCUUGAAAUGGGGAGGCAAGAGCCACACCAACUCCACCACCCGCUGCCGCCGUCCCCUCUCCCCGGCUUCAUCAGAGCCCGACUCCGACUAUCACGACUUCGACCCGUCCACUCGCUUCGGAUCCCGCUCAUCGCGCAACCGAUUCGGCUUCUCUCCUUGCUCCCUCAUCGACAGGUCUCAGAAGCCGGACCGAGUAGAGAGCGGCGCCGAAGGCGAUGGCGACUUCAGGCAGAGGAAGAUGGAACCUGCAGAGGAGGAGGAGGAGGAGGAGGAGGAGAAAGCUGAAACCGAAGCCGAAGCCGCGGUCGAGGAAGCUGCGCAGAAGCCGUGGAACUUGAGGCCGAGGAAGGCUGUUCAGAGGAGCGCGAUGAUGGAGCUGCCUGCGGAGAAUACGGGGAGUGCGGUGCUUGCGAUUCCCGCGGCUCAGCAGCAACAGAGCGAGAACACGCAGCCGAAGUCGCUGCGGCUGCGGGGUAUGGUGGCGGAAUCACAGAGCACGGAGAAGAAGAAGGAGAAGAGGAGAUUCUGGAUCGCGCUAUCCAAGGAGGAGAUCGAGGAGGACAUUUUUGUCAUGACUGGGUACAGGCCAGCUCGCCGGCCCAGGAAGCGACCCAAGAAUGUCCAGAAGCAGCUCGACAGUGUUUUCCCUGGGCUGUGGUUGGUGGGGACAACGGCUGAUUCUUAUCGGGUGACUGAAGCUCCGGCAAAGAGGUAGAUAUGCUUUGCUCAUGCCUACUUAAAUUUAUGAUACAAAGAGGUAGAUGAUCCCAGGAAAUCGUGAUUUUGUGAAAAGCUUGGAAGGUUAGGGACAUUUCUUCUGCAAAAUAUAGUAUUGAUUGGAGGUACAAUGCGCUGCAUUUUGUAAAAAAGAGGAAAUCAAGUUAUCAAUGGAAAGAAGAAAAUGAAAAAGAAAAAAGAACAGAGAUCUGAUUUCUUUGCGUUCCAUUUCUUUUAUCAUUUUGUGUUGCGCACUUUGCAGGGGUCUAGUUUAGCUGGUUUUUACAUGUGGUAAGUAGUUUUAGCUAUAGCCUUGAACAUAUGGUGGAAUGAAUAUGGAUAUUUUUAAUGUGUGUAUCUCUUUCCCUUUUUAGAGCGUUAUGAAAUGUUGCAAAACCAUUACCUGAUACAAUAUUUUUGG